Messenger RNA from Styela clava, 790 nucleotides. RefSeq names its product COMM domain-containing protein 4-like. Lineage: Eukaryota; Metazoa; Chordata; Ascidiacea; Stolidobranchia; Styelidae. The record is from RefSeq and is a predicted model, not a curated record.
GGUAUACGAUUUCUAUGUGCUUAUUAUAAUUUUUAAGGUUGAAUUCUAUGUAAAAAGCCACAAACAAUGAGAUUCAGAUUCUGUGGAGAUCUGGAUUGUCCAGAUUGGGUAUUGGCUGAGAUAAACAUUUUAGCGAGAUUGACAUCAGUAAAAAUGAAGUUGCUUGUUAUGCAAGUUAUCAAAGCAAUUCUUGGAGAUGAGAUUGAUCUCAAAAAGGUUGAAAAAAUUACAUCUGAUGCUAAAUAUGAGCCAGGUGAUGUGAAAGCAAGCAUAGCUGGAAUUCGUUAUAUAAUAUCCAGUGCUGCAAAACAUGAUGUUGAUGAAGAAACUCUAUCAAGUGAAUUGCAACAACUUGGAUUACCAAAAGAACAUACAGCUGCUCUUUGUAAAACAUAUGAUGGUAAAUUGUCACAAUUACAAGAGGAAUUCAGAAAACAAAGCUUACGGCGAUCUGGGCGAUUGGAAAAUGUAGCAUGGAAAAUAGAGGAAGUGAAAAAUGAUAAAUCUGGCGAAAUUGAGAAGCAUGCUGUGAUUAAUCUGCAAUUGAAAUCUUCUGAUGCAGUACUGGAGAAGAAAUCAUUUCGAAUUGGUGCUGAUAAGUUGAGAAUUUUUUUACAUGAACUGAAAACUGCUCAAGGUUUGAUGAAAGAAUUGAACUGAAAGAAGAGUGUGAAGCAUUGGAUAUCAAGUUAUUACCAGUUUUUGAUUAAACAUAUGUUGGUAUUUGUUUGUGCUUCUUUCAACAUUAUUUAACAAAUAAACAAGUGCAAUAAAUUUUCAUUUUCCUCUA